GCUACGAGAACCUCACGUACCACGAUAAAAGUAGGUCUCGCGGUAAAUAAUGAUAAUGAACGAUAAAAUGUUGUAAUGACAUGUCUGGUAAACAAGUUAUUGACAGACAAUUCUAACCUAAUGUUGUUUCUCUUUUGUAUUUCUGUAUUUCCUGUGUGUGCAAUAAAGAUUUGUUAGCCAGGCCAGGGUAUCCUGUCAAAAUGCCAAAGACCUUGUACAUGAAGGACUUGAGUCCACCAGCUAGAGCUGUAAACAUGACUAUUCACCUGUUGGGGUUAGAAGUGGAGAUCAAAGAAUUGAAUCCUGUGUUACGGGAUCAGGACCAGCCAAAGUUCAGAAAGAUGAACCCCAUGAGGACUAUACCUAUUUACGAUGAGGGUGACUUCAGUUUAGCCGACAGCCAUGCGAUUAUGAUUUAUUUACUGGAAACUUAUGGGAAACCUGAACAUUCAUACCUCUAUCCGAUGGACAAAAGAAAACGCGCUACUAUCCAUCAAAGGCUAUUUUUUGACUGUGGUAUUUUAUUUCCAAGACUUCGAGCUAUAAUGGCUCCAACCUACGCGGGCAGAUUGACGGAGCUGACAAAAUAUAUGAAAAUAAAUAUUGACGACGCGUACGCGAUGCUUGAGGAGUACCUCUCUCAAAACCUGUUCUUAGCUGAUGACCACUUGACUAUUGCUGAUCUAAGCGCAUACACCACUACUCAAAGCUUGAAUAUUGUUCAUCCUGCCGAUGGCACCAGGUUUCCAAAAGUUAAGAAAUGGCUGAAAACUAUGUCAGAACUAGACAUAGUUAAGAAAGUUAAUGAGCCCGGAGGAGAAAACCACGGAAAUUCGUUACUUUUGAUUAUGGAAGUUAAUAAGCAAAAUAAGAAGUCUAAACUAUGAAUAAUGUUAAAAAAAUAUGCGCAUCUACUUCGAAAUAUGCAAUCAAUGGUUUUGGGUAGAAAUAGUGUCACAGUUGGAGCUAUGACAAACAUCAAGGAAGGUACGAACCUCCGUUAUCGAAGCCAUCGGAUAUGCGAAAAGGUAUUCGUAACCAAACCGAUAUGAGUUUCGGAUAAUAUCCGUAUCCGAAACAUCCCAGGCAAAAUAUGUAUCAAUAAUUCGUACAUAUACUGUACUAUUCAGUACCUAUGCUUUAAAAAGUGUAUUUUCGAAUCAAUACACAUUGUUGAGUAAUAAGUAAUAUUCCAAAAAAAAUAACCUUGAGUUUCGGAUUAAAUCCUUAUCCGAAUCAUCGAGGCAAAAUGUAUAUCAAUUUGUACCUAUACUGACCUAUUCAGUGCUUUAAAAGAAAGUUAUUGAACAAGUUUGAACAAACUGUAUACAGGUUAGUACGAAAGAGACGGGAGCUGUCAUUCUAAUCACGUUGCGUAUUACAGGGUAAAUAUUACGUUAUUAUAAUGGUGUUAAGGUGUGUAUUUAAGUAAUGCCAAUUUAGUUUAAUGGCGAAUUGAAUAUUUUUUUAAUUUUCAAUACAAAACACAGUUAAGAAUCA
This is a messenger RNA of Pectinophora gossypiella (pink bollworm), 1500 nucleotides long. It is a transcript of the gene GSTe6, whose product is annotated as glutathione S-transferase 1-like. The record is from RefSeq and is a predicted model, not a curated record. The coding region runs from base 201 to 887 and encodes 228 amino acids. The transcript is spliced from 6 exons. Gene Ontology annotation, molecular function: glutathione transferase activity. Lineage: Eukaryota; Metazoa; Arthropoda; Insecta; Lepidoptera; Gelechiidae. Gene Ontology annotation, biological process: glutathione metabolic process.